This is a messenger RNA of Pseudogymnoascus verrucosus, 2822 nucleotides long. RefSeq lists its product as uncharacterized. Bases 1095 to 2300 code for a protein of 401 amino acids. The record is from RefSeq and is a predicted model, not a curated record. Gene Ontology annotation, cellular component: division septum. The transcript is spliced from 3 exons. Lineage: Eukaryota; Fungi; Ascomycota; Leotiomycetes; Thelebolales; Thelebolaceae. Gene Ontology annotation, biological process: division septum assembly.
CUGUAAACAUCUAUACACAUCUCCCAGUUUGACAUGCCGUCUUCUAUCUAAUACUACAUUAUUUAUUCCUAUGGGAUCCUUUAAUCCUUUAAUUCUAUUUAAUCCCAACAGAUCAACACAUUAUCCGCGCAUUCACCACGAGGCUGAGCUUCAUUCGUUGCGCGUUCUUGUUCGUGGACAUCCCUCUCUGCAUUAGCUGUAUUAUACCUUGCUCCGUGGGAAUCUGUGGGAAGGAAUGGACCGUCGUAAUCCCAUCCUGCUGAAAUGAGAGAGGAGAGAGAGAAAGAGUAAGCGCCAACCUGAUUCCGCCGCCUUACGUCUUCUCGGAUACAGAGCUCCUCUUUGGCUAUCCUGGUCUACCGCUGGGGCUACUACCUCUGCAUCCUCUUGCUCUGGGAUCUCUCCCUCCCUUAUACCAUACCUUCCUUCCUCCCUCUCUCUGUCUCUCUCCGCACAUCCCCAGAGACCCAAAGCCUCACUUCCCGGGGUGGUUUCUCCUCGACUAUUGGACUACUGGACUACUGGACUGCUCCUUCCUACUCCUCCUCCUCCUCCUCUUCACAACGGCACACCACACCUCUUCCCCACAUCGCAGCUACCUCAUUCACCUCUGGCCAGCUACCUACACUAUAACCACCGCCAGCAUCCCCACACUCGUUAACACAUGCGCCCUGGAACCACCACGUCAACAAACUAAACAUCUCCCUCCACCAACCUCAGCCCCCCUCCCCGACGCAGCCUUUGUCUUAGAUUGUGCUUAUCGCUUGCGACAAGAACGACGUCAAAGGUACACAAACGCCUUGGCACUCUACAACAAACAACCAGACCUAUCCAAACCACCAAGCACCCCAUUACCAGGACCUACAUACUCGCUCAGCUUGGGCGCUGUAACCAGCAAUUGUGCGCAUUGACGACGAGGUCCUUCUACCCUCCACUCCAGGUCGCUGCCCCGACGGCAGCAGCUCCGGUCCAGACUGCUGGCGAAAUAGAGCGAGUAAGCGCGAGACCGCGCAAGUGCCGUCGCCCACGAUUCCCGAACAACAGCGCGAGAAACGCGAGAGGGUGACGAGAUCGCACACCCCCUCCCACCACUCAUGGCGGCGUUCGUACGGGUUCUAGGGCCGCCAAAUAGCAACUUCUUGGUCGGGUACCCUGGAAUCUCUGCUACUCUGCCGCGCAUAGAGGGCAAAGUCGAAAUCCGCCCGAAGGAGGGCGUCUCGGCCCCGGUUGCCAUAUCCCUCGUCUCGAUAUGUUUACAGCGAUGCGAAACGAUACACCCCGCCGCCGAGCUGAUCGUGAAGAAACACCUUGGAACGCCCCGGCGCGAGACGGUGGAUAUAGUGGGCAAGGAGCUCUUGUUAUGGAAGUGCGAUAUCGGGAGGGUGUCGGAGAAUGUGGUCAUGAUGGACCUACCGUUCGUGCUGUUCAUACCGUUUGGGCGAGGAGGACAGGAGACGAACCGGAGGAUCCCACCGGCCAGUCUGCAGCUCCCGAGCCGGACCGCAGAGACGCGGUAUGAGCUGGUAGUUACGGUGCAGCAGGGGAGCGCGGACCAGAGCAAGUUCGUGACGCCGGUGCCGAUACAGAGAUACGAUACGUUGUCGACGUUCGGCAUGUACAACCGCCCGGAGUCGGCAGAUAUGGUGUCGGACCACCUCAUCACGCUGGGCAUAUCACUACCGCGAUGGUCCUACGGGCCGCUCGAUCCAGUCAGCGUGUAUAUCAAGCUGAGUCCGAACCUGGACCAUAUGAAGAAGGCGACGAAGGUGAUGAUUCAGAAGAUCACGAUGGCGAUCGAGGAGGAGAUUACGUUUAACCACGAGGGCGACGAGCCGACGAAGAAGGUGAAUAGGAUUGCGAAGCAGACUACGCCGAUUGGGGUCAGGAUGCCCGGGACGGGCUAUACCACCAACCUCGGUCUCGUGUUUCCGAGUAAGGAGAAUAGGGAUGCGGAGGGGAUUAUUAGGAGGGGCAAGCCGCAUUUCCCCAUGUACGGCGUCAACUCGUUCACCACGACAGGAAGCCUGUACAAGAUCGAGUUCUUCCUGAUAAUAAAGGCACACAUGACAAACACCCGCGACAUCGUCCUCCGCCAACCCAUCAUCGUCUGCCCCUUCGACCAGCAAGCGUGCAAGGAGGAAAUGGAAUCCAUCGAGCAGGCCGCCAAGGACGCAUCCCACGUCGACGCGAAUAACCCCAUGCUUCCCGCCCGCACCGUCAUUAAAGCCACGGACCGCGACGCCCUGAAGGCGCUGGGGUUCACGUCGGUGGGGAACCAGAGGAAGAUACUGAUUGAAUGAGGAAGUGACGUCGUUGGACGAUUGUUGAGACCCUUACCGUGGCUUGCUUAUAUACCGAGGUAGUCCAGGGGAGGACCGCCUAUCCGCCGCUGAGCUAGGGAGGGCGAGAGAGGACCCUGGAUCGGAUGAUGCGGAUGCGGAUGCAGCGCCGGAAUGACGUUGACGCCGUCUGUGACGCCGUAUGUGCUGCGCUGCGCUGCCGAUGGAUUCGAGCGGCGCGACGGACGGAUAUGAAUGACGAGCGAUGUAAUGCAUAGCGUGUAUACUUGAUUGUCUGGGUGGGUGGAGCUUUGCUUUUGGGCGAAUGACUGCACGAGUCCACGCAUGCAAUGGCCGGUUCAUGGGGGAUGGGAAUGGUAGGGGAAGGGGUGCAUGCAAUGGCUGGUAUGGGAUUCUGGAGGGAAAAGGGGGGAGGCAAAGAGUGUUUUUGGAUGAGAGGCCCGAUGGGCGCCUCUUGUAGUAUACCCGCGUUUUUAGCUAGGCGCUGUGAUUGUGGCGUUGGGAGUGGGAGUGGUAGAGGGG